Messenger RNA from Adineta ricciae, 732 nucleotides. Lineage: Eukaryota; Metazoa; Rotifera; Eurotatoria; Adinetida; Adinetidae. The record is from the annotation of a GenBank genome assembly.
AUGUUCAUUCUAUUCCUGUUCUUUCUCAUUAUAAACUCAACACAGUCAUUUACUGAAGGUAUACAAUAUUUUGAAAAACUUUCUCUUUCUUCUACAGAACCCACAUAUACAUCAAAAGCUUUCUCGUAUAUUCUCAAUCACGGCGGUUAUGCUAUACUCAGCGCUGGAAGAAAUUCGUACGAUCCUUACGAUUUCGAUCUUGAGGAUAGUGCUAUCAAUUGUCGGCGAGAACAACUACAGAAUGAUCUCUUAGAGCAUGGCUAUCUUUUCUCAACUAUACGAGGUGUUUACGACGGCAUCGAAGAGACGAGUUUCUUCGUUUCGUUAUUCAACAAUACGAUCGAGCAAAUAUAUGAAAUAAUGAACCUUGGAAUGAAAUACAAUCAAGAAAGUGUAAUCUAUGUUGGUCAAGAACGACAUCAAUCGUUAGUUGAACAGCAGUUGAUCUACAUAAACGGAGCACUUAAUGGAUCGUAUAUAAGUGGCAAUGGCUUCAAGAUCUUUUUACCGUCAUCUUCAAUGAUCGAUAACUAUAGUGAAGUUAAUGUUUGUCCAGUGAAUAAAUUUGUAUUCACAUUGAUAUUCGAUUUUAAUUAUUUAUAUAAGUACGAUCGACAAAGAUUUCUUCAAAUAAAUACAAGCAUUAGACGUAACAAGUCCAGUGAAAUAGAAGCCGUCAGACAAGCAAAUGUUAUGCCACAACGACAACAAUUUUUUUUCUCUGUUUCAUAA